CGCAGCGGCGCGGGAGCGCGGACGUGGGCGCGCAGCCAUGUCGCCGCGGCGGGCGGCCGAGCUGUACCGCGCGCCCUUCCCGCUGUACACCGUGCGCCUGCACCCGCGCCGCCCCAUCGCCAUCACCGCCGGCGGCGGCGGCGCCGCCAAGACCGGCAUCCGCAAUGGCGUGCACUUCCUGCAGCUGGAGCAGGUCGGGGGGCAGCUCAGCGCCUCGCUGCUGCACUCGCACGACACCGAGACCCGCGCCACCAUGACCAUGGCGCUGGCGGACGACUUCAUCGCGGCGGGGCAGGACGCCGACUGCCACAUCCUGCGCUUCAGCCUGCAGCCGCCCCCGGGGCGCGGCACGGCCGGACGGGAAGCCAGCGGGGAGAAGGGGCCACGGAAGCGGAAGGGCCCCAGCCCGGCAGCGCAGGGCGACACGCAGAACCAGACGAGCGAGGUGACCGUGGAGAGCGUGCGCAGCGUCCGCACGGAUUUCAGCCCCGACGCCCUGCAGAAGGCCGUGCGCUUCAACGCUGACUGCUCCCUGCUCGUCACCGGUGGAGCCGAUGGCUUCCUCCGCCUCUGGGAGUUCCCCAGCAUGAAGAAGACGCUGGAGUUCAAAGCCCACGACGGGGAGAUCGAGGAUAUCGCGCUGGGCCCUGACAACAAGGUGGUGACGGCGGGACGGGACUUCCAGUGCUGCGUGUGGCAGCGGGACCAGCUGGUGACGGGGCUGUGCUGGAACGAGAACCUGCCUGGUAUCCCUGACAAGGCGUACCGCUACCAGGCCUGCCGGUUCGGGGCGGUGGAGGACAACGCCGGGGCGCUGCGGCUCUACACGGUGCAGGUGCCCCACAAGCGGGAGCGCCGCCCCCCGCCCUGCUACCUGACCAAGUGGGACGGGAGGAGCUUCCUGCCGCUGCUCACGCGGCCCUGCGGCAGCGAGGUGGUGUCCUGCCUCUCCGUCAGCGACUCGGGCACGUUCCUGGGGCUGGGCACCGUCACGGGCUCUGUGGCCAUCCACAUCGCCUUCUCGCUGCAGAGGCUCUACUACGUGAAGGAGGCGCACGGCAUCGUCGUCACCGAUGUCGCCUUCGUGCCCGAGAGCCAGCGUGGGCGGGAGCUGCUGGCAGGAAACGAGGCCGCCCUGCUCAGCGUGGCUGUCGACAGCCGCUGCAAGCUGCACCUGCUCCCCGGGCGACGCUCCCUCCCCGUCUGGCUGCUGCUGCUGCUCUGUGCCGGGCUCAUCGUGGCCACCACGCUGCUGCAGCUUGCCUUCCCCGGCUUCCUCUAGGCCCCGGGGCCAGGACUGAGCCCUCGCGGCACCCCCCGGACUGCGGAGCAGAUGAGGGACCUGGACCAGGACCCAGCCGCGCUGCUGGCGCUGGGCACCGGCCGGGGGGGAGCGUGCUGGGCUGCAGCGCGGCGCAGGGCCGGCCCCGGGGCGCAGCGUGCCGCCGGCUGGGCUGGGUCCAGCCCUCUGCCCCACUGCCGCCAUUAAACCCGGAGCGUGAAGGCA
Molecule: messenger RNA, 1507 nt
Organism: Cygnus olor (mute swan)
Lineage: Eukaryota; Metazoa; Chordata; Aves; Anseriformes; Anatidae
Gene: PREB
Product: prolactin regulatory element binding
Biological process (GO): protein secretion
Cellular component (GO): endoplasmic reticulum membrane
Molecular function (GO): guanyl-nucleotide exchange factor activity; protein binding; GTPase activator activity
Source: RefSeq, a predicted model, not a curated record